This is a messenger RNA of Daphnia carinata, 567 nucleotides long. Its product is annotated as cuticle protein 64-like. The record is from RefSeq and is a predicted model, not a curated record. The transcript has 3 exons. NCBI's taxonomy places the organism in Eukaryota, Metazoa, Arthropoda, Branchiopoda, Diplostraca, Daphniidae. Bases 116 to 424 code for a protein of 102 amino acids.
UACCUUGGCAAUAGUAUUUUUUUCACGCGGCCUUGACAGUUGAAUAUAUAAGUAGCGAACUUCCCUCUACGAUAGUACCGCAUUUAAGCGUUUACCCACAAACGUGACAGACAUCAUGUCGCGCAGUCACUUUUUCUUGGUGGCCUUUUUCCUUGCUGUAAUAGUGGCGUUUUGUUCCGCCAUUCCAGUUGAAGUCAAAGAUCCUGCAGUUUCCGCCGUAGUCCCAGCAAAUCCAGCAGUUGAAAACGUAAGACCCAAACGGCAAUUUCUUGCUGGACUCUUGAUAGGGAAAGCUCUUGGAGCUGGAUACGGUUAUGGCUUAGGUCGUUCAGCUUACUAUGGCGGAUAUGGACGCUAUCCCCAUGCCUACGGCCACCAUGGACCAUAUGGUGGUUAUGGAUACGGAGGCCACUAUUACUGGUAAGAUUGCAAGAUAGCAAUGUGCAUUGCUGCCCACUUGUAUUCCUGUGGAUAUAUGAAUUGCUUUCAUCGAAGAGGAUCGUUUUUCCCGAAUUUGGAAAGAGAACACUGCACGUUAUACGCACAGAAAACUUCAUUAUUUUUAUU